Molecule: messenger RNA, 2115 nt
Organism: Haemonchus placei
Lineage: Eukaryota; Metazoa; Nematoda; Chromadorea; Rhabditida; Trichostrongylidae
Source: the annotation of a GenBank genome assembly
AUGACCCAGAAUAUAUUGUUGCAAGUUAAUGACGUCGAUUUUUUUCAGAUCCCGAUGGCCCCGAUGAAACAAAAGCCGGUGACAACUGUUUUCGUAGGAAAUAUCUCUGAGAAAUGUAGUAACGAAUUUAUGCAACAAAUGCUCCAGGAAUGCGGCACAGUAACAACUUGGAAGCGAAUACAAGGUUCGAAUGGGAAAUUUCAAGCGUUCGGAUUUUGUGACUUUGAAGAACCUCAAGGGACGCUGAGAGCACUGAGGGUGUUGAACGAUUUCCAAAUUGGGGAGAAAAAGUUGGUAGUAAAGGCAGAACCAAAGGUUCGUGAAGAGCUUCGUACAUGGGCCAUCCAACAUCGAAAAGACACUGGAAAGCCCGAGCUGAAGUUGAAAGAAGAUGAAUUGCCAGCUGACGAAGAGGAUCUAAAGAAAGACGAAGAAGUUCGUCUGAAGAUUUUAGCGUGGAUCGAUUCAGAUCAUCCACAACUGGUCACGCUAGCUGAAGAUGGCGAGCUCUCUGACAAAGAAGCUAAGGACGCAAAGAAGGAUAAAGAAAAGCAGAAGGAUGAGAAGAAGCGGGAUGCCGGUACGGAAAGCAAAAAGGAAGUAGAGCGUGAGAGGCGAAGGCGGAGGUCACGUUCAGAAUCGCGAUCCCGCUCCCGCAACGAAAGAAGGUCCCGACGCAGCAAAUCACCAAAACAUAAGCGUCGCCGUCGAUCUACAUCGUAUUCUGGUUCAUCGGAAAGCAGUAGUUCAAGCAGCUCGUCGGAAUCUCGAAGUAGAUCACGAUCCCGUGAGCGCACUCCGCCAAAGAAACGGAGAGAGAGGGACCGAUCACUGAGCAGGUUCUGCUCGAGUUCCGAAGAUAGUGAGGAAGCUCGUGAGAGACGGAAUUUGAAGAAACAGAUCAAAGAAAAGGAGCAAGCAUAUGUUUCGCGUCUUACGAAAUGGGAAGCUCGUGAACGGCAGAAGGCCAAACAAUAUGAAAGGGAAGAACGAAGGGAAAAAGACAGGAGGCGAGAUAUUCUCAAGGAAGCAAAAAAGCUAAAGCACUUUUUGGAAGACUACGAUGAUGAAAAGGAUGACCCAAAAUACUACAAGAGUUCUUCAUUAUUCCAACGUAAACGUGAUUUUGAACGUGAACGAGAAGCAGAUUCAAAAGAUCGGCUCAGAGAACAGCAAGAAAUAGAAGAGCUCCGAAAGCAAAUCCUUGCCGAAAACAAAGACGUGCAGAACGUGGACGAGGAAGCUCGCCGACGACACUUUGAGAAGGAGGAAGCCGCCAUGCGUCGUAUACGAGAAGACAGUGGUAGUCCGAAUCCUCACCAACCUCUUGGUCAGAGGGAUGGGGAUGCCGACAGCUCGAGUAGUAGUGCAGAAGAAAGUGAUGAUGAAGAUGAUGGAAAGUCAGUGGACGAAAAGUCGGCCGGUGAUGAUGAAGAAGAUACAAAAACUCCAAAAAGUGACGCUCCUCCAUCGAACAUAACACAUGAAGAUCGUUGGAGAAGCGUGGACGUCACCUCACAGUCAACUCCAUUGAGUGUAUCCUCUCCUGUUAUGUUACGUAACGCCUCUUCUAGUACAUCCUUACCAGCCAUGCAACGUCCUGAGCUGAAUUCCAGGCUCAAUGGGGUUUUCGGUAGUUUCAAUCAAGUUCUUGGUUAUAAUGAGAAAUUUCUAGGAGAUGACGAAGAGGAAGAGGGGGGCCGUAAUAAAUUGAAGCCUUUUGAAAUUACGCAAGAAGAUCGGAUGGAAACCUUAACUACGGACGAAAAGAAACGAAUGGUUAAAGAUCUCAUCAAUAACAUACCGACUACUAAAGAGGAACUGUUUGCUCAUACGAUAGAUUGGCGAUAUGUGGACCGGCCCUUAAUCGAACAACGGGUCCGGCCUUGGGUGGCGAAAAAAAUAAUGGAGUUUUUGGGUGAAGAAGAAGGAGCACUUGUGGAUUUCGUAUGCGAAAAGGUGGCCAACAAAACUUCACCUGAUCGUAUUUUAGGUGAUAUUGCCAUGAUACUUGAUGAAGAUGCUGAAGUGUUUGUGGUUAAAAUGUGGCGGCUCCUGAUCUACGAAAGUGAAGCGAAGAAAUUGGGUCUUGUUGUUCCACGGAGUACUCAGUGA